Molecule: messenger RNA, 2635 nt
Organism: Drosophila nasuta
Lineage: Eukaryota; Metazoa; Arthropoda; Insecta; Diptera; Drosophilidae
Gene: dsf
Product: nuclear receptor dissatisfaction
Exons: 5
Coding region: 74-2302 (742 amino acids)
Biological process (GO): regulation of DNA-templated transcription
Molecular function (GO): zinc ion binding; DNA-binding transcription factor activity; sequence-specific DNA binding
Source: RefSeq, a predicted model, not a curated record
AGUGUUAUUCAAAGUUCUCAACAACUUCAGCACGCUGGAUACUUUAGGGUUUAAAUAUUUCCAUCAACGGAAAAUGGGCACAGCCGGCGAUCGUCUGCUGGAUAUACCCUGCAAGGUGUGCGGGGAUCGCAGCUCAGGCAAACAUUAUGGCAUCUAUAGCUGCGAUGGUUGCUCUGGCUUCUUCAAGCGCAGCAUUCAUCGCAAUCGCAUUUACACCUGCAAGGCGACCGGUGAUCUGAAGGGUCGAUGUCCUGUGGACAAGACUCACAGGAAUCAAUGUCGUGCCUGUCGUCUUGCCAAAUGCUUUCAAUCGGCCAUGAAUAAAGACGCUGUGCAGCACGAGCGUGGUCCUCGGAAGCCAAAACUGCAUCCGCAGUUGCAUCACCAUCACCAUCAUGCGGCUGCCGCAGCUGCAGCUCACCAUGCAGCCGCUGCCCAUGCUCAUGCCCACCAUCAUCAUCAUCACCAUCACGCACAUGCUGCAGCAGCUCAUCAUGCAGCUGCGGCGGCAGCAGCUGCAGCUGGACUGCAUCAUCACCAUGGCGGUCACUUGCCCGUCUCGUUGGUGACCAAUGUGUCGGCCUCAUUCAACUACACGCAACACAUCUCGACACAUGCACCGCCUGGUGGAUUUCAUUUGGCUGCUGGCGCUCCACCCAAUGCGCUGCCUCAUCAGACGCAGGCACAGGCUCAGACCCAGGUGCAAGUGCAGUCACAGACGACACAUCCUGGCCAGCAGACGGCGUCGCAUGCAACGGCAUUUCAUCAUCCUGGCCAUGGUCAUGUAUUAGCGCCACAUGCAGCGCUGCAGAAUGGCGGUGGCGGUGGCAAUGGGCAUGUGAGUGGAGCUGCUGGUGCCUCAACGGUGGCCAUGACCUUUCCACCUCAUUUGCUGCAUCACAAUCUGAUUGCCGAGGCGGCCAGCAAGUUGCCGGGCAUCACGGCGGCAACGGCCACGGCGGUGGCUGCUGUCGUCUCAACGGGACCUUAUGCACAGGCCACGCCCACAGCGCAGAACAACUACUCCUCGCCCUCGCCCAGCAAUUCGAUUCAAUCGAUAUCGAGCAUUGGCUCAAGAAGCGCUGGCGGUCGAGGUGGCGACGUCGACGGUGACGGCGACGGAGGUCUUAGCCUGGGCAGCGAGAGUCCUCGCGUGAAUGUCGAGACGGAGACGCCUUCGCCAUCGGCCUCGCCUCCGCUAAGUGCUGGCAGCGUGUCGCCAGCUCCCACGUUGACCGACUCCCAGAGUCUGGCGGCUUCGAGUACCUCGCCGCAUCCGCCGCAGAACUCGAACUAUUGCAUCAGCGAAGCCUCGCAUCAGACCAUCAACAAUGCCACAACGCCGCCCAGCAAUGCGGCACUCCUCAUGCACAGCAUUCACGUUAACAACAACAACAACAAUAACAAUCACAAUAACAACAACAAUAAUAAUAAUAACAAUAAUAACAACAACAACAGUGACAACAAUAAUAAACAACACAGCUACACAUCGGGCUCUCCAACGCCCACAACUCCAACUCCGCCUCCUCCGCCAGCGCUGCCCGCCCCUCGUGCUAGCAGCGGCUGCCACGCCUCCAAUGGCUUCCUCGAGCUGCUGCUGAGUCCCGACAAGUGCCAGGAGCUCAUCCAGUACCAGGUGCAGCACAACGCGCUCCUCUUCCCCCCUCCGCUGCCCCAGCAGCUGCUCGACUCGCGCCUCCUCUCCUGGGAGAUGCUCCAGGAGACGACGGCGCGUCUGCUCUUCAUGGCCGUGCGCUGGGUCAAGUGUCUGAUGCCCUUCCAGACACUCUCCAAGAACGAUCAGCAUCUGCUGCUUCAGGAGUCUUGGAAGGAGCUGUUUCUGCUGAACCUUGCCCAAUGGACAAUACCCUUAGAUCUGACACCGAUACUCGAGUCGCCGCUGAUCAAGGAGCGCGUGCUGCAGGACGAGGCGACGCAGACGGAGAUGAAGACGAUCCAGGAGAUCCUCUGCCGCUUCCGACAGAUCACGCCCGAUGGCAGCGAAGUGGGCUGCAUGAAGGCGAUUGCCUUGUUUGCUCCAGAGACAGCUGGACUGUGCGAUGUGCAGCCGGUGGAGAUGCUGCAGGAUCAGGCGCAGUGCAUACUCUCGGAUCAUGUGAGGCUUCGCUACUCCCGCCAGGCGACACGCUUUGGCCGUCUUCUUCUGUUGCUUCCCUCUCUGCGGACGAUACGAGCGUCGACCAUCGAGGCGCUCUUCUUCAAGGAGACCAUCGGGAAUGUGCCCAUUGCUCGUCUGCUGCGCGAUAUGUACACCAUGGAGCCCGCCCAGGUGGACAAGUAGAGCGAAGAAGGAGGAAGGAAAGGAUGCAGUUGGGCAUCCAAUGUAAUCAAAAUCGAUUCGCGUUGCAUUUAAGCGGCAACAAUUUUUGUCACUUGCAAAAAUAUUUUUGCUCCAACUAAAAAUGAAAAACGAAGCAGAAUGGGAAGCAGAAAAAUAGGAACGAAAUGAAAAUGAAAAAUAAAAAUUGCUAACUCGACUCGACAACUGCAGCUGCGACAGUUCACAGCGUACAAAGUUCAUGUAAUAGAUACAUUGCCACGCCCCCAAGCCCAGGCCAGCCCAGCCCCGCUGGCUGCUUUCACGUUGAUUUAUAGCUCUGUUCGCGAUUUCUUU